This is a messenger RNA of Cyclopterus lumpus (lumpfish), 2723 nucleotides long. It is a transcript of the gene ckap2l, whose product is annotated as cytoskeleton associated protein 2-like. NCBI's taxonomy places the organism in Eukaryota, Metazoa, Chordata, Actinopteri, Perciformes, Cyclopteridae. The transcript has 8 exons. The record is from RefSeq and is a predicted model, not a curated record. Gene Ontology annotation, cellular component: cytosol; mitotic spindle; centrosome. The coding region runs from base 144 to 2513 and encodes 789 amino acids.
UCGUGUACUAUUUGUUUACAUCCUCUGUUCCAAUCAGCGCUGGGUCUUAGCGCAUGCGCGCUGCGUUUUCUCCCCCUUUUUGAAAUUUCAAAUGGUCCAAUCAGAGAAGAGGAGGCGUUCACCCCCGGCAGUUUCAAAACCGGAUGCGAGAGCCUGAGCUGACGUUACUUGAACGUGUGCUGAGCCACCGCGGAGGGCAACAAACAGUUCGAUCAGGAAGAGGAAGAGGAAGAGGAAGAGGAAGCGGAAGUCCGAGAGACAUGGAGGAGGAAGAGGAACAAGAGGCCGUGUCGAUACUCUCCAGAAAAGAGCUGCGUAAACAGAAGUUUAUGGAAUACUUGGCAGCAAAAGGAAAGCUGAAACCGCCCAACCCAAAACCGUACCUACGUGACAACUGUCAGGUUAAGAAGCACGUGACAACUUCACUAGAGGGAAAGGAGAACAAGGCUCCAGCUGACAGGAUCACAAAUGGAGGCGCAAAAACUCUGGUUGCUCAACCCACAAAACGCACUGCUGCUACUGCUGCUUCCAGGAAAACAUUUGGUGACUCAAACAAAGUGAGCGUAAAAGCCAACGUCCUGAUUGGACGGCAGAAUGCCGAUCGCCCGGCUCAGCCGAGACUGAAUCGGAUCCCCGCGCCCACCGGAAGGUCAACGGUUCUGUCCUCCAGAUGCGACCCGAUGAAUGCAGCGGGCCGUCUCAAGAAGCAGCCGAGUGCAGGGAUGCCACCGUCUGGCAGAUCCCAUUCGAGCGCAUCUCGUACAGCAGUGACGAAGCCAAGCGGCCGAUUCGGCUCAAGGGCCGCCGGGUCGUGUCCACCGACGCCGGUCAGCGUCAGGAUGAGUCUCGGCCCGAUGGUCAAAACAAAAACGGGACUAAUUCCCGCAGUGACCCAGCCCAGAAACGGUCCAAGUCAACACUUGAAGCCCAGCUCGGCCGUGGCAGAGGGCCCCAUCACCUCCGCCACUGCAGCUAAAAAGACGCAAUCCAGCAGUUUGCCACCGGUUUCUGUUUCCCGGAAGCCCGCCGUGACUCAGAGGAAACCAUUACCUACCGCUUCUCUAAACCACCUCGAGAGACUAAGAGCUGGGAUUAAAGUUCCAAAUCAGAGCAAGUCUAAUAACUCUAAACCCCCUUUGAGUAGAAAUAUUCAGCCAUCUGCGAAGAUUCCUCUAUCAAGUGGACCGAAAUCCACGGCAGCACCGUUUAAGCCACAAGGGAGAGCGGCGGCUCAGCCCACAGACCGGUUCACAAAGCAGAGAUCUGAAGGCGGCGGGCAGAAAAAUAGCCAACCGUGCAAAGCCGCCCCCCGAGCGUCCUCUGGGCCGGCGAGCAGUCGCGGUUCCCGAGCGGUCGGCGGCGUCCCGCGAGCUGCUGUGGCCGAGCCGGGAGGGAAACCCGCAACGCGGAACACACGGGACGAGGCGGACGGCAACAAGGGGCGCGGUUCGACCAAAGCCCCUCCAACGCAGACGGGUAUGAAAAGAGCGAGCGCUCCGGGGACGUCCCGCGCGCCGCCGCGGCCCGGCAGGACCAUCGACCGCACGGGUCGGCCCGCAGACGCCAAGACGCCGAAGGUCUCCGCCGAGGCCGUUCCCCCGACGGAGGGGAAGAAACUGACCGCUGCCCAGGAGGAGAGGAUGAGAAAACUACAGGAAUGGCGGGAGGCCAAAGGCAUUUCCUACAAGCGCCCCCCGAUGCCGGUGAAGCCUCAGGUCCGCCGGCAUACCGCGGCCGCGCCGCAGCCUUUCUGGAACGCCAUGAACGAGGAAGACGAGGCCCAGUCCCUCAUCAGCGCCGUGGACCGAUCCCUGGAGGACUGCAUCAAACUGCUUCGAGAGGGUUGCCCUCCAGGCCCGGUGAGGGAGGUUCUCGCUCGGCUGCCGGCGGUGUCCAAGAAGUUCGCCAAAUACUGGAUCUGUCAGGCCCGCCUGCUGGAGCAAGAGGGCCACCUGGAUGUGCUGCCCAUGUUCGAAGAGGCCGUCAGUGUCGUGUUGGAGCCGGUGGACGAGCUGCGUGCCGUGGUGUUUGAGAUCCUGAAGAAAAGGGACGAGAUCCACGGUCUGUUGGAGAAGGAGGCGGACCGAAGUCCGACGUGCGAACGCACCCCGGAGAGCACCGACGACCCGACGGCGACCCCCAAGCCGGUCCGAGCUCUCCUCCGCGGAGAGAAAGGAGACUCGUCCGUCGUCAAGUACAAGAUCACGGCGACUCCCGGCGGCCCCCCGAGGCAGCAGGCGGAGCCGGCGCGGGUCAACGGCCAGGAGGUGCGCUUCUUCACUCCGGUCCGACGCUCUGUGCGAAUCGAGCGCUCCUCCCUCCGAUACCCGGCGUCCCUCCAGGACCACGACCUCUGCGUGUCCUCCUACGGCGACCUGAUCCACGAGGAGGAGGACGGAGGGCGCGGGGACGAGCGGGAGGCCGGGGGGUCGAGCCCGAUGUACGUCUACAGGCGGAACGACGCGCUCGAGGACAAAGUGUUCGUCCAGCUGGUCUACGAUGACGCCGUCUAAGCGUCGCUCGGGAGAACGUCACCCCGAACCCGCACUCUGGUGACAUCUCACCCUGAAAAGAAGGCGUUGUAUCCCUGUGAAGAAAAGAAGAGACGAAACUCGCUCAUGAAAAUAAAAUGUUAUUUUGUUUUAGCAUUUUUGUCUCUGUAUUUGUUCAGAUAAUGUGUUGUACAUAGUAAUAUGAAAUAAACGUGUGUUUUUUUUUAUUUU